UUCUAGUUUUCGUGGCAUUAUUCCUCUAUCAGAGACAAUUCGACAUAGUUGUUUUGCUUUAUAAGUGGCCAUUCAGGUUUUCGUGGCAUUAUUCCUCUAUCAGAGACAAUUCGACAUAGUUGUUUUGCUUUAUAAGUGGCCAUUCAGGUUUUCGUGGCAUUAUUCCUCUAUCAGAGACAAUUCGACAUAGUUGUUUUGCUUUAUAAGUGGCCAUUCAGGUUUUCGUGGCAUUAUUCCUCUAUCAGAGACAAUUCGACAUAGUUGUUUUGCUUUAUAAGUGGCCAUUCAGGUUUUCGUGGCAUUAUUCCUCUAUCAGAGACAAUUCGACAUAGUUGUUUUGCUUUAUAAGUGGCCAUUCAGGUUUUCGUGGCAUUAUUCCUCUAUCAGAGACAAUUCGACAUAGUUGUUUUGCUUUAUAAGUGGCCAUUCAGGUUUUCGUGGCAUUAUUCCUCUAUCAGAGACAAUUCGACAUAGUUGUUUUGCUUUAUAAGUGGCCAUUCAGGUUUUCGUGGCAUUAUUCCUCUAUCAGAGACAAUUCGACAUAGUUGUUUUGCUUUAUAAGUGGCCAUUCAGGUUUUCGUGGCAUUAUUCCUCUAUCAGAGACAAUUCGACAUAGUUGUGUUGCUUUAUAAGUGGCCAUUCAGGGUUUUCUCAUGAAAAAUUAAAAAUUUACAAAAGUGGAGAGAUACAACAGCAAAAAAUAUAUAAAAAAUUUACAACAGUAAAAACAUUAAAAAAUCAACACAGCAAAAAGCGAAUCAACUCAUGAUGAACGACACAUCAGUUUUCGUACAACUUCCACCAAAUAUACAAUAUCUAUCUGUUUGUCACUAUAUUACAACUCUCGGAAUUAUCUUUUACAACGAAAGCCUCAUUACAUUAAAUCAGCGAAAUCAGUCUGUUCCUGUACUAAAUACUUAUUUUAAAUACCUCAAUAAUUCCAACAAUGAAACCGAAACAAAACUCCAGCUUCUACAAACAAUAUUAAAAGGAACCGAUCUCUACGGUGGUGGCGAAAAUGAAACACUCGAUACAAAAUACGUAGAUGAAACAUAUCAGUACAUCAUCAACAAUGCUCUAUUUUCACACUAUGGUAAUAUUAACGGAUAUUUAGCAAAAAUAAUCAACAAGGCAGAUAAUACAUCUUAUUCCACGUUGAUGAAAACUAUAAAGCAGGAACUCUUUAACAAUUACACAAGUAUAGAUUACUGUUCAAAAACAAACAAAAGCCCGAAACUUAAUUUUUUGUCAGCUAAAACAAUUUUUUUUGAAUAUAUUCUGCCAAUAUUUCCCGAACCAGAAAUUAAAGAUAUGAACAUAAUGGAUGUGGAUUAUCUAUACGCAAUGGCUGGUUUAAAAAUUGUCAGAUCUAUACUUGGAGAAAAAAUAAACGUUUCGUUUGAUAAUUAUAUUUCAAUAUCACGAGAGAUUGAUUUUCAGGCGUCUUAUGGUAACGAAUCUUAUGAAAUGGUGUUUAAUCUUUUUUCAACACCGGCAUUAUUUUUUUACGCCACUGAGGAAAAAGAAGCAUUCAGAGAAAAAAAUCAAACUUUAUUAAAUGCAGAAGUUCGAAAUGAAGCUUAUGAUAUUUUGUUUUCACAUAUUAAUAUAACAAUAAAUGAAAGUAUAAAUCGAACCUUAAAUAACAAUCUUUUUUACAGAUUUCGCAAGGAAAAGAAAGAUUUAAAAUAUCGUCCAUUUAUUGCCACAAAUAUACUUGAAAAACAUUGUAACAAUUCUCAUUAUAAAAAUAAUUUACCUCAAGCUGUGAAUAAUUAUAUGUCAUACAAUCAUUACAUUGAAGGAUUGGCUCUUUCCCUUCGUUGUUAUCUAGACAAUCUUCCCAAUUUGGAAAAUGUCUAUAGGAAACAGUUUGAAAAUGUAGGAAACACAUAUUAUGAAAUUGAAAAGAUUUUGAUAAGAAAAGUUUUAAACGAUAAUCAUUUGAUAGAAAUAUUAAACAGAAGAAGUACUGUUAGUCUUGCACGAGUUCCAGAUUAUCCAAUGUACAUGACGAACAUACCACCUAUGGCAAUAAAGAUAAACCCCAACGUAACCCUAAUGUUUGCAAUUAAAAGAAGAGAAAAAACAAAUUUUUACGCAUUUAUAUAUAACGAUACAUUACCGACAUUACUCGUAAGAAGUAAUAACGAACAAGAAUUUGGUAAAUUAAUUGCAAAUGAUCCAAAUGCACAAAUGGAAUUAAAUAUAGUUCAAAAUGAUCUUAAAUCUGCUCAUGAAGAUAGCGAAGUAUUUAUUGAAAGGUUUGCCAACGUAAGAAAAGCAAACUUUUUAAAAAACCUAAUGCAUCAAUAUAGAAAUGAAACUACAAAAGAAAAGGUUUUUAAUUUUUUAAAAGCAUUUAUACCUUUUUAUAGUUGUAUUGAAAGCAUACAAGAGAAUGACAAAGUUGGAGCCGCAUUAGGCUGUACUUCAGAUAUUGUUUCAUUGAUUUCUUUAGAAAGUUUUUUUGGAAAAUACGCAACUAAAAUAACCAACAACUUAGUAAUUGGAUUAAGCGAAAAAUAUGUAAUUAAAAGUAGUUUAUCAAGAAUAGCAAGUGCCACUAAAUCAACUACAUUCUAUCAAAUUUCAAAAGCGCUGGCUAGAACCGUUUCGCAGGAAAUUCUUACCAAGCAACUGUUAAAAGAUGUAUCUAUUGCCUUAAUACAAUUGAUAGAUCCUGGAUUUGAAUUAGUUUUCAAGUUAAGCAAAUUGGGCUCCAAACUAUUCCACAAGAUGUAUAACACUAUGAUUCAAAAAAUUCCAAAGAUUUCAAUGAAUAAAAAUCUAAAAUUGCUAUUAACAACUAUGUUAAAAAAGCUGAAUACUAAUAUAGAACUACCAAUCACAACUAAUGGUCUGAUGCCAAAGGUUCUGCAUGAAGAGAAGAAUUAUAAACUCUUUUUACAUUAUUAUCCCGGCGGUGAACACUUUUUUGGACCAAAAUUCAUAUCAUCAUUUGAAAAUACUGCAGAACUAAGAACCAUUGAAGGCAAUCUAUUACCAGUUCCCGUGUUGCCAAUAAAAGAUAACAUGAACAAAAUUUCCUAUCGUGUAUAUAAUCCAGAAACUAAUGAAAUUUCUAAUUUGAAAUUUGAAAUGGGAGAAAAUGAUCUACUCCGAAGUAACAUGCCUUACCUUAAUUCAAAUGCAGAUAGGAAAAUAAUACCCACACUACCGGAAUCUGAACAACCUGCUAUAAAAGGAAGUUUGCCAACUGAUAAUAUUAAUUCAACAUCAAAUGGAUUAAAUUUGGAAAUUUCGAGGGCAACUGGACAACAUAUUGUUAAAAGAGAAUUGCCAACUGAUAAUAUUCCGUCUACUUCAAAUGGAACUUCAGAAGAAAGCUUGUCAGAAUUAAGUCAUUUUUAUAGUCGUGGAUUAGGUGAUAACAUUAGGGCUAGAUUUAUGUUUGGUGAUAUUGAGUAUGGGAAAAUUUUAUUAGCUAUAAAAGAUUUAAAAUAUGGAAAUUUUGCUAAUUUAUACAAAAAUAAAGUAAAAGUUUUAUUAAUAAAAAAGAAUUUAGAGAAGAUACGAAGCAUUCAAGACAUAGUGAAGCAUAAAAUGCCAAGACACUUGUAUUUUAGUCAAACAUUAAAAGAACAAAAUAUUGUCAAAUAUUUGAAGCAACUGAAAGGAAAGGACUUUUAUUUUAAUGAUAUUACCCUUUUGACAGAUAUUCCACAUGGUGAAAUUAAACUUCUUAAUAAGGUAUCGGCGAAUCCGUUAAAAACAGAAGUUCAGUAUCAAAUAAAAAUUAAUUCUCAAUAUAGACUUGUUGAUUUGGCGGAAUUUGAAACGGGUUUUAGAAACCAAUUUGUUGUUUUUCCAGAACUGGAAUUUACAGUAGAAAAUACUGAAUUCGUAAAUGGAAAAGAUUUCUUACUUGUUGAACUAAAACAAAAGCCAAUAUUGGAAUCCGAUUGGUUGCAAAAUAGAAAGAACUAUGAUAUUUUACUUCAAAAUAAAGAAAUAACUACAUAUGAAAGAAGUGUAAAUAUUGAAAAUGCAGCUAAUCUUAUCUCAUUAAAUACUCCUCUGCAUAGAUUAACUGAAAUGGAAGAAAUGUUAAAAGGUUACAUUUUAAGAAUCGAUCCAAUUGAAACUCGUGUUCCUACUUAUGAAAUGUUGGCAAAGGAAAUAAAUACACGUAUUACACCUUCUGAAAUAUUUAACGAAUGGAAAAUAACGAAUCAUAUUUUUAUUGACGAUGUACUAUUUGAAAAGUCUUUAUAUCAGGUAAAAAAUUUGGAAGAUGCGAAAAAAACAAUAGCCAAUAUUUUUGAUAAGACAUAUGAACAGAAUGUUGAAUCUGUGUUUGAAAUUUUUAAUUCACAUUCAAAUGAGCAUAAUAUGCUAUUUGAGGAUUAUUAUGUAUGGUAUUCACAUUUAAAGGGAACUUUACCAUCAAGUCUACAUGCAAAUACAAGACUUAAUGCUGCAUUAAACAGAUUGGCUCUUAGACAGUGUGAUGAUAAAUUUAUUCAAUUUCCAAGUACCCUUUAUUUUGCUAAGAAAUAUGAUGGUGAUAUUAGUCAAAGUCUUGAAAAUAUUCCAUUUUAUUCUAAUGUAAAAGAUGCUUUAAAAAAUACUCACAGAACUAACUAUGUUGAUAAAAUACUAUUGUUGGAAUUAAAAUUUAAAAAUUCAUUUGGAAUAGCGUACAUUGAUCCUAAUUAUUUCAAUGUUCCCAAGAAACUGUAUUAUCUUACUGAUACAAUAAAUUUUAAUAUUCUUGGAAAAGUGGAGUAUGAAAAAGAAAAUAUUAUGAGAGUAAUAUAUAACGAUGUUGAAAUUCCAAAAGAAAAAAGAAUGAUUAAAUUAGUAAAUAAUUUAAAUACAUUAUUUUCAAGUGAUACUAAAUUUUACGCUGAUCGAAAACCAAUUGUUAGAGGAGGUUUACCAACUGAUGAUAUUCCGUCAACUUCGAAGGGAUUAAAUUUUCAAAAUUCGAUGAAAAAUGGACAACCAAUUGUUAGAGGAGGUUUACCAACUGAUGAUAUUCCGUCAACUUCAAAGGGAUUAAAUUUCCAAAAUUCGAUGAAAAAUGGACAACCAAUUGUUAGAGGAGGUUUACCAACUGAUGAUAUUCCGUCAACUUCAAAGGGAUUAAAUUUCCAAAAUUCGAUGAAAAAUGGACAACCAAUUGUUAGAGGAGGUUUACCAACUGAUGAUAUUCCGUCAACUUCAAAGGGAUUAAAUUUUCAAAAUUCGAUGAAAAAUGGACAACCAAUUGUUAGAGGAGGUUUACCAACUGAUGAUGUUCCGUCAACUUCAAAGAUAUUAAAGAAUUUACGGAAAGAAUAGGCUCGAAAAAGAAUACCGAAUAAAGUUGGAAAUUUUUUCGAGUCAUUAUCAAAGUCACGGAAUAUUAAAACUGAAUUUUAAAUGUCAAUAAAAUUAUGGUUUAGCGAUGCAUCAGUGAGAUGAUCCCAUGUUACAAGAAAUUGGAGAAUUUAAGAGGAAAAAAAUUUUUAUUUUAAUAAUCUUACCUUUUUGUACUUAUAUAUAUAUAUAUAUAAUCUUAAAUUCUGCUCUAAUGAUAUUAAAAUUUUUCGAUAUUUUCAAAAUGUAACGAAUUUAUUAUUAUAUUGAACUUGUUUUUAUCUGUUUAAAAAAUUUAGCCUGAUGAGGUUGGCAAACCUUAUCCAACGAAACAUCGCUCUUUUGACGAUACACUUUUUGAAUUUUUAUUUAACUUUUACCUUUCCAUCGUUUACUUUAUUAACUUUAACCAAUUAAAUAAUUAUUUAAAUAUACAAUAUUAAUGUGGAAUAAUAAUCUUAACAUAUAUUAACUAAUUAAAUAAAAACUAAUAAUUAAAUAUAUAUUAAGUAAUUCAUAAUUUGAAAAUUAAAUUUCUUAUACCGCAAAUCAAACUUUUUGGUUGCUACCAAGAAAUUGUAUGUUUUGUUAACGUAUUAUUAAAGUUGUUAUUAUUAUAAUA
This is a messenger RNA of Leptopilina boulardi, 5950 nucleotides long. RefSeq lists its product as uncharacterized. The record is from RefSeq and is a predicted model, not a curated record. NCBI's taxonomy places the organism in Eukaryota, Metazoa, Arthropoda, Insecta, Hymenoptera, Figitidae. The transcript has 10 exons. The coding region runs from base 766 to 5310 and encodes 1514 amino acids.